UCAAGAAAAUUCAUAAACACAUGUGGUCACCUUUAUAGCCAGUGUCACCUGAAAAUUAAAGGAUGAGCCACAAGAUGGUCACAAAAGUAAUAAAAGGCGGCUAAGAAGAAAAGAAUUUUUGCAGUCAAUAACUCUGCCUCCCAUUCUGCUACUUCUCUUUUUCCCUCUUAUAUACCAUCACUCAAUUCCCCAGCUUUUUGAUUAGUCUCUAUAUUAAUGUAGUCUGGAGAAUUUCUUCACAUUGUUUUCUAUCAGUUUAGGCCGAAAGAGGACACAACUAUGGGAGAAACUGAGGUGAUAAUGCCUAGCUACAGCGCCGCGGCUUUCCCAUUGUUCACUGCUCCUUCCUCACCUGCACGUAUAGAGGAUUACUACUUCAGCACUCCCGCGAGUCCAGGGCAGAUAUCUCAGUUUUACCAGGAGCUUGAUGAGUUCUUGAUCAACAAUAGCAUGGUCAGUGAUGUUAGAAGAAAUAGUGUUUCUUUAGCUGUGCCGUUUGAUUGGGAGGAAAAGCCAGGAAUAGCUAAAUCAGUAGUGAAGAUGAACAAGAACCAUUGUGAAGAUGAUUUUGCUUUUGAUGUAAGCCAGGAGCUGGACACGGGCUCCCUCUCGGCUGAUGAGCUUUUUGAUGGUGGCAAAAUUAGGCCACGGCCUCAUUUUUCCACUGAAAGAAGCGCGAGAGCUGAAAAAUCAGGAGAUAGUGAAAUCAGGGGAAGAGAGAGAUCAGUAUCUUCAUUGUCUUCGUCAAGGUCAGGGCACAGAUCAACAAGAUCACUCUCCCCUAUGCGGGUUUCUGAAUAUCCGUGGGAAGAAGAACAUCGACUGCAACAGAAGAAUCACCAGAAAAACUCAAAAGAACCCUCUUCGGCUUCAAAGCCAAGUUUAAUAUCAUCUGUUUCCGCUCUCUCUUCUUCUUCCCUAAAAGGCCUCAAGAAGUGGAAAUUGAAGGACUUUUUCUUGUUCCGAAGUGCAUCAGAAGGACGUGCAUCAAAUAAAGCAGAUCCAAUAAAGAAGUACGCCUCUUUGUUUAAGAAACAUGAUGAUAUUAAGAGCUCAAGUUUUAGGUCCAUAGAUAAUAAUUCAGGAACUUCAACAUCCAGAUCAAAAAGAAAGGGACCAAUAUCCGCUCAUGAGUUGCAUUACACGAUGAACAGGGCAGUGGCAGAGGACAUGAAAAAGAAAACGUUCUUGCCUUACAAACAAGGUAUUCUGGGACGUUUGGCCUUCAAUCCUGCGGUUCAUGCAAUUGCAAAUGGCUUUGGAUUUUCGCGGAGAUGAAUUUUCCCUGCUUAACAUGUGUAUAGGAGUUUGAUGUUCCUGGAUAUGUCAAAACCAGAGAUUUCACUUAGCAGUAUUAUUAUGCGAGAUCUUGUUGUGCAGUUAAAAGGAGUGCUAUGAAACAGCAUAAAUUUAAGCUGAUCAUCUGCACUUUUAGAUUUAUUUAGAUUUAUAUCAUAGUGUUGUACAACAACAUUUGCAGAUUCAUUGUCACGGCAGUUAUUUGAUUAGGAACUGCAUGUAUUGAUUUUUUAUUCUGGUAUCCUAUAGAAAAUUUGUGGGGUGUA
Molecule: messenger RNA, 1565 nt
Organism: Daucus carota subsp. sativus
Lineage: Eukaryota; Viridiplantae; Streptophyta; Magnoliopsida; Apiales; Apiaceae
Exons: 1
Coding region: 280-1278 (332 amino acids)
Source: RefSeq, a predicted model, not a curated record